GGAGAAAUUUGUCAGUUAUAUUAUGCUUUUUUUUUCCUUCUUUUAUCUGCUUUAAGUUUUCUCAUGUGAGUGGGUUUGUGCUUUUAACUAUUUUCAUGAUUUAUCAAAAUCAGAAAGAGUGGAUGCAAAAAAUUCCCCCAAGUGUUUUUAGCAUCUGAGGUUCACUACCUCUAGCUCUCUCCAAAUUUUGCUGUUUGAAUUCUUCAGUUUUGAAAUCCAGACAAAGGGUUUUUGGUUGAAUCCUUUGUUCUGGUGAAAGUUUCAAACUUUGCUCAUAAAAAAUAUCUGAUGAGUCGUUGAUAUCAAAUUCCAGGGAGGAUUUAGGGUUUAUGAGAGUAAAGGAAGACACUUUUGGAAUUGGGAGGUGGAGAUGUUUUAAGAAUCGUUGAUCAUUGCUGUAUAACAUUAGGAGUAUGAAGAUGAACAUGAAGAGCUUUCUUAAGAAACUUCAUAUCAUGCCGAAUCAAUCAGAUGAAGCUGAAGGGUCAAUUUCGUCAACAGCUAAGAGCAAUCAUAACAAGUCUAGCGAUGUGUCAUCGUCACCGAGGUCUCACCACAGCAAUAGCCCUGAAGUCAAACCCUUUUCUAGUUUAUCGAAUUGGUUAAGCUCUGUUGGUCAUAGAAAAAGCCCCAGUCCACCAAAUUCUUUCAAUGCCAAGAACAGAGCCGCCGUGGCUAAUAACAAAGGUGAUGCUCAUGUUGUUGUUACUGGGUCGGAACGUGUAGACCUGCAGGAUCCAGCGGUUGAAGAAGAGAAUCAGAUACAGCUGGCUUUAGAGCUAAGUGCCAGAGAGGAUCCUGAAGCUGCUCAGAUUGAAGCUAUUAAGCAAUUCAGUUUAGGCUCUUGUGCUCCUGAGAACUCUCCAGCCGAACUCAUUGCUUAUCGAUACUGGAAUUACAACUGUCUUGGCUAUGACGACACGAUCUUGGAUGGUUUUUAUGAUUUGUAUGGGGUGUUGAAUGCAUCCUCAUCAGAAAGAAUACCUCCUUUACUCGAUCUUCAAGGGACGCCUGUUUCAGAUGGUGUGACAUGGGAAGCUGUUCUUGUGAACAGAAGUGGGGAUUCUAAUCUGUUGAGACUUGAACAUAUGGCUCUUGACAUUGCCGCAAAAUCAAAAUCAGUUUCUUCCUCUGGUUUUGUCAACAGUGAACUGGUAAGGAAACUAGCUGUUUUAGUUGGAGAUUACAUGGGUGGACCAGUCGUGCACCCUGAUAGCAUGUUGAGAGCUUGGAAGGGUCUUAGCUACAGUUUGAAAGCAACUCUUGGAAGCAUGGUUUUGCCACUUGGUUCUCUAACUAUUGGAUUGGCUCGUCACCGUGCCUUGCUAUUCAAAGUUUUGUGUGAUACUGUUGGCGUUCCUUGUCGGAUAGUCAAGGGACAGCAAUAUACCGGUUCUGAAGAUGUGGCAAUGAACUUUAUUAAGGCUGAUGAUGGCAGGGAGUACAUUGUUGAUCUCAUGGGAGAUCCUGGCACGCUUAUUCCAGCAGAUGCAGCUGGACUACAAAUAGACUACGAUGAAUCAACAUAUUCUGCUAGUCUUGGAGACAGUGAUUCAUUUCAAGUAGCUUCUUCCAGCAAUGGGAUUGAGAGCUCAACUGAAGAGAAUGCAGAGCUUCCAGCUGGGGAACAUCGUGCUAGUACCAAGAGUUACAGGGAGAGAUAUCAAUCCGGAGGUAAAGGCGAUCUCAUUGUUCAACUAAAUAUAUCUAGGGAAGAUGUUAAAAAUCAGAGGAAUGUUGAAAAAGAUCCAAUUCAAAACCUCUCAAGCAGGCCUAAUCAUUCUUUUACCCAUAUGAGAUCACCUUCAUGGACUGAAGGUGUUAGCUCCCCAGCUGCACAGAGGAUGAAAGUCAAAGAUGUUUCACAAUAUAUGAUUGAUGCUGCCAAAGAGAAUCCACGGUUAGCUCAGAAGCUUCAUGAUGUAUUACUUGAAAGCGGAGUUGUAGCUCCCCCCAAUUUAUUUUCCGAAGUCUAUCCCCAGCAAUUGGAGGCAACUGUUGAAAGAGAAACCUCAACUGAAGCCAAAAAAGAGAAAGGAAAAGAUUUAGAGACAGCUCAGCAAGGAAGACAGCAAAAUGAUUAUGGUCUGGUGCGGUUUUUGCCUCCAUUACCAAGAGUGCAAUCUAAAGCAAAUACACACGAUCAGCGUGAUAAUGGCAAAGUUGUAAGUCAGUCUGAUUCUUCACAUUCUGAAGCAUCUUCGACAGAAUAUGUGAGGACCGUUCCUGCUGCUGUAGCUGCAGCGGCUGUUGUUGCAUCUUCAAUGGUUGCUGCUGCUGCUGCCAAGUCUGCAAACUCCACCGUAGAACUCCCUGCUGCAGCUGCUGCCACAGCAACUGCUGCUGCAGUUGUGGCAACAGCUGCAGCCGUGUCCAGGCAAUUUGAAUUAGGCUCGAAUAGCGAUGGGGAUGCUGGUUCUGGUGGAAAUGAGCCUCAGGGUAGUGGGGAAUCUAAUCAUGGGACGAAUUCAGGGGAGGAAAGAAUAUCUGACAGAUCUAUUGGCAAUGAAAGUUCCAAGUCAGACUGUGAUGAUGUAUCUGACUGUGAGAUUUUGUGGGAAGAUAUUACUUUGGGAGAACGUAUUGGACUUGGAUCAUAUGGAGAAGUGUAUCGGGGAGAUUGGCACGGGACUGAAGUUGCUGUGAAGAAGUUCCUUGAUCAAGAUUUAACAGGAGAAGCAUUGGAGGAAUUCAGAAGUGAGGUCCGAAUCAUGAAAAAGCUUAGACAUCCUAACAUUGUUCUCUUCAUGGGAGCUGUAACUCGUCCACCGAAUCUCUCAAUUGUUACAGAGUUUCUUCCUAGAGGUAGCUUGUAUAGGUUAAUCCACCGGCCAAAUAACCAAUUAGACGAGAGGAGACGUCUGAGAAUGGCCCUUGAUGCUGCUCGUGGAAUGAACUAUUUGCACAGCUGUAGUCCGAUGGUUGUCCAUCGCGAUCUAAAGUCUCCAAACCUUCUAGUUGACAAAAACUGGGUCGUGAAGGUGUGUGAUUUCGGGUUGUCCAGGAUGAAACACAGUACAUACCUCUCUUCAAAGUCAACAGCAGGCACGGCUGAAUGGAUGGCUCCAGAAGUGCUUAGAAACGAACCUGCUGAUGAGAAGUGCGAUGUGUACAGCUACGGUGUGAUUUUAUGGGAACUAUUUACGUUACAGCAACCAUGGGGAAAGAUGAACGCGAUGCAAGUCGUUGGGGCAGUUGGUUUUCAGCAUCGACGUCUUGACAUCCCGGACUUUGUGGAUCCAGCAAUUGCAGAUAUCAUCAGUAAAUGCUGGCAAACGGAUUCAAAGUUGAGGCCAAGUUUUGCAGAGAUAAUGGCUUCUCUAAAGCGGCUACAGAAACCUGUAACAGGUUCCAACAUCCCAAGACCAGUCCCCACUUCUUCUUCUUCAUUAGCUACUGAACAAGAAAAAAAAGAUUGAUGAAAGAAGAAAGAAGAAGACGACCAUUUAUAGAGGGAAACAUUUUUCUGCUGUUUGAAAGAAGCCUGAAGGAAGAAAAAAGCUACAGAUUUUGGCUCAGCUUCAGUGUGUGUCUCCACACAUCUUGUGAUUAGAGAAAUCAAAAGCAAAUUCAUGGAAGAUGAAGAUUGAAGAAGGUGAGAAGGGUUAUACUCGUGUGUUGUGUUGCCUUUCUUGCCAUUGAUGUUCAUGUCCUCUGUUUUGUUUUUACAAAAUUGUAACUGUACAGAGAGAGUGAGAGAGAAGGGGAAGAAAAAAAAAUAAUUAUUUUUGCAAUUAUUAAAAACUCGUUGACUAAAAUUAUAUUUUUAUUUAAAUAUAAAGUUAGAACUCUGUCUUUAUUCAAGUGCCA
Molecule: messenger RNA, 3810 nt
Organism: Capsella rubella
Lineage: Eukaryota; Viridiplantae; Streptophyta; Magnoliopsida; Brassicales; Brassicaceae
Product: probable serine/threonine-protein kinase SIS8
Exons: 13
Coding region: 414-3419 (1001 amino acids)
Biological process (GO): protein phosphorylation
Molecular function (GO): ATP binding; protein kinase activity
Source: RefSeq, a predicted model, not a curated record